Messenger RNA from Zea mays, 2356 nucleotides. Its product is annotated as probable fucosyltransferase 7. The record is from RefSeq and is a predicted model, not a curated record. Gene Ontology annotation, biological process: xyloglucan biosynthetic process; cell wall biogenesis. The coding region runs from base 125 to 1798 and encodes 557 amino acids. Gene Ontology annotation, molecular function: galactoside 2-alpha-L-fucosyltransferase activity. Gene Ontology annotation, cellular component: membrane; Golgi apparatus. Lineage: Eukaryota; Viridiplantae; Streptophyta; Magnoliopsida; Poales; Poaceae. The transcript has 2 exons.
UGCAAGGAUCUCACAUCCAAGAAAUUAAUUGCAUACCAUGGUUGACCUCUCGAUAACUGCCCGGCCGGUGUCCAGAACAAGAGACACCUGGUUUAGACAUCGGCGUGGGUAGCGUUGGCGUGCCAUGGAUUCCGCCAAGGCGAUCAAAGGCGCGCGAGAUGUGCCCGAGGCAGAGAAACGCCGGCCAACUGGUCUGGGGACUGUCACUGCCGUCUUCUUGCUCUCGUUACCGCUGCUCCUCCUGCUCUUCCUCUUCGGCGACCGAGCUGUCGCCUCCAUUGCCGGCGACUCCCUGGUUUGGCAGCGCGCGGAAGUGCAGAGGUCCGGCAAUGCGUCCUCGUCCCCAGAGAACGCUCACCACGACCUGCUUCUCGGCGGGCUCCUCUCGCCAGACUUCGACGCGGCGACGUGCCUCAGCCGGUACGAGGCGUCCAGGCGAUGGAAGCCGUCGCCGUUCCCGGUGUCCCCGUACCUGGUCCAGAAGCUGAGGCAGUACGAGUCCAACCAUCAGCGGUGCGGACCGGGCACCGCGAACUACCGCGAGGCCAUGGGCCAGCUCAUGUCCGGCCGCAACGGCGGCCGCGCCGAAUGCAGGUACGUGGUGUGGUUCCCGCUCCAGGGCCUGGGCAACCGGAUGCUCAGCGUCGUCUCCACCUUCCUCUACGCGCUGCUCACCGGCCGCGUGCUGCUCGUCCACGAGCCGCCCGAGAUGGAGGGGCUUUUCUGCGAGCCGUUCCCGGGGACCUCGUGGAUCCUGCCUCCAGGCUUCCCCUACACGGGCGGCUUCUGGGCCCGCUCAAACGACAGCUACCUGAGCAUGCUUGAGAACGACGUCGUCCGCUACGACGACGACCGCGGCGACGCCAGCGCGCUGCUGCCGCCCUACGUCUACUUCCACCUGGAGCAGAUACGGCUGCGGCUCCAGAAGCACACCUUCUGCGAGGAGGACCACCGCGUGCUGGACAGGUUCAACUGGAUGGUGCUCCGGUCAGACAGCUACUUCGCCGUGGCGCUGUUCCUGAUGCCCAUGUACCGGGCCGAGCUGGACCUGAUGUUCCCGGCGAAGGGGUCCGUGUUCCACCACCUCGGCAGGUACCUCCUCCACCCGGGGAACCGAGCGUGGGGGGUCGUGGAGAGGUUCUACGACGGGUACCUCGCCGGCGCCGACGAGCGCCUCGGCAUACAGGUCCGCCUCGUGCCAUUCCUCUCGCUCACGUUCGAGGGCAUGUACGAGCAGAUCACCCGGUGCGCGCGGGAGCACGACCUCCUGCCACGAGUGACCGGCACCAGCGAGCCGCCGGGUGCCCGGCCGUCGCCCAACGGCACGGCGGCCACGGCCAGGGUGAAGGCCGUGCUGGUGGUCUCCUUGAAGCCGGAGUACUACGACAAGCUGCACAGAGUGUACUACACCAACGCGACGGCGACCGGCGAGGUCGUCGCGGUGUACCAGCCGAGCCACGACCAGGAACAGCACACGGAGGCGCGGGCGCACAACGAGCGCGCCCUGGCCGAGAUCUUCCUUCUCAGCUACUCUGACCGGUUGGUGACUACGGGGUUCUCGACGUUCGGGUACGUCGCGCACUCGCUGGCUGGGCUGCAGCCUUGGCUGCUGAUGCUGCCGGACCAGACUACGAAGAGGGCCGCCGUGGCUUGCGUGAGGGCCGCGUCGGUGGAGCCGUGCCUGCACUCGCCGCCGUCGCUCGUCUGCCGGGCGGAACAGGAUCUUGAUCCGGUGGCGCAUAUGCCCUUCCUGCGACGCUGCGAAGAUGUGGACUUCGGCCUCAAGCUGUUCGAUUGAUUCUUAUCCUGCAUAGAUGCUUGUUUCCUCGCAGUGCUACAUGCUUCGCUCUGCAGUCGUAGAACGGCGGCCCGUGCAUGCACGGCUCCAUCGACUUGGCCCGCCGGCGCGGCGGGUAAGGUGUGGUGUGGUUCUCGGGCAUGGACAUGAUCCACGGCGUGAGCCCACCAAGGCCGUGGCCGACCGCCGACGUAGCCCAACGUCGACCAGCCGCCGGUGACGAUCUUGUCUGUUGUGCCCAGGACGUACAUCUCCGCCACCGCCUUCAUGUCGUGCGUCGUGUAGCCGGAGAGCUGGUGCUCCUCGUGGCUCGGCUGGUACACGCUCACAACCUCGCCGGUGCCCACCGUCGACUGCCAAUACUUCCACACUAUUACCUCGUUUUUGAAUAUUUAUCGACCCUUAGUUUAUUUUAAUCAAAAUACGAUAAUUUAAAAAGAAUAGGAGGAGUAUGUCAUAUGAUGUCCUCGAUCACAUCAAAAAAUAUAUAAGCUAAAUUUCAAAUUUAUAUUUUUUGAAUGGUUGAGGACAUUAUAGUUUAUGUCACAAAAAUAUUAU